AUGUCGUCUGAAUUGCAUUUGGCAGAAGAAAAUAAAUCAAAAAAGUCUAACAAUGAUUUGAAAAAUCCCGAGAAAAAGAUUGACACGAAAACAUUACACUCUAAGUAUUUGCAGGCAGUAUUAUAUACAAAAGAGGAUCCUGAACCUUUGUCUGGGUUUUUAGAAUACACCAAAAAAAGAGAAGACUAUGAUAAUAAUAUUGGAAAAGACGUUGAGCCAGGAGAUUCCGAUUCCACGGAGUCGGGUGAGACAGAAGUUUCUGCAUCUGAUGGAUCCGAAUUCGAAGAGAGUAUUGUAAAAUCUGAAGAUCAGAAUUGUAUAGAAGAACCUCCCGACCUGACACUGUUUAGAAAAUAUCAACAAUGGAAAUGUCUGCACUUCUGGUAUAAAUUUAUUUCAUGGAAUAAGUACUAUCACACGCGUCGAGAAUUACAAGUUCCACUGACUGUAUUCCUUCUGUGUACUCCACUACGGGAUACAUCGUUACAAAUAUCCGAAGUUGUUAAUGAUAUUAUGGAGAUAUGUUUGUAUGAUGGUUCUGUUGCCGAAGAAAAUACUCUACAGCAAUUUAAAGAACAGCAGGUUGGUAAGAGGGAAGCUCUGUGGCGCAAUCGAGGGUUAGAAUUUUUAUGCAAUGUCAUUUUUGCCGGUGGUUUAAAACAUAGCUCCAUACAAGUAGAAAACGUGAUGGAAAGCAUCAAAACAGCUAUUAAGACUUUGACAGAAUUUCGGUUGACAAUCAAAAAAUUGACGCUGGUUGCGUGCGAAGACGCACUGAAAGAAACUGGGUUCACCAUUAACGAUACAGAAUUUAAUAAUAACAAUAAGGACAGUUAUGAUUUAGACGUUAUACUAUAUAACAUGCCUUUCGGACGGCAGAGGUCGAAGCUGAAAGUUUGCAAAAGAAUAUGCCGUUUUAUCACGUGCAUUGAUUUCUUUUUACAAUCGAAUUUACACAAGUUCGUCCAAAAACAAAUCAUACGGUUUGAGGCAGAUGUGUACAAGCACUACAAGUACAUUCCUAGCGACGAUUUACUAACCGGAACUGACGUUGAAAUCGUACUGGAAGAUGAUAGGUCAAUGGAUGAUCCCAAGGUAUCGAACAGGCCCGGUCCUACUUCUUCUCCAUUGUUCAUAUUCGAGGUUUACUUAACGAAAUUGGGUAUCGAGUUCAAUUACUCCCUAAACGAUUACACCACAUACAUAUCGUUUUUAAUGGAAGACUGGAAAACUAUUAUAAUUACUCACUUCACUCCACUAUUGGAUGACGACGACUUCAACAGUUUUAUGCGGCCGUCGAUCCAUGGUAAAAUGGUCGAUCGACUGUGCGGUGAUGGACCACCGUUACAGUUUCUGUUCGAUAUCGAUGAAGAAUAUAAGGAUACUAUGGAAAAAAUAUUGAAUUAUAUCAGUAUAAACUUUGAAGCAGUUCGUAAGUACUUAAAACGAAUGGAAUACGUUUACAAUAUCUAUAGAGAAAAUGAAGACUUGGAUCGAGGGAUUAUCCAAAACGAAACCAACUUAACGAAUUUUCGAACAAUGUUAGAGAAAUACAGACAGCAACUAUACGAUGUGAAUAAAAUAAAUUCCAAUCAAAUGAUAGGCAUGUUUAAUUUAAAAUUUGAUUUAUUGAAAAAUAUUGCUAGACCUACCUGUAAUUUAUUAUUAGAACUAGUGGAGGAGACACUGGCCAAAGUGGGAAAAGAGUUGGUAAAUGAACUAUUGAUUGAAAUAAAAGAAUCCCUCGAAUACCUCUACACCACUCCUUCUAACGCCACACAAUAUGUAGAUUAUAAAAAGUUCUUACAAACAUAUUCUAAAAGGUUGGAAGAAUUAGAUGUCAAACUAAAUUAUACUAAGGAACUUUAUGAAUUAGCUGAAGAAUUUGAAAUACCUGUUUCUGAAGAGGAUAUUGAUAAUUAUGAUAGAUUCUCAGAACAGCUUACGACUUUACAAAUAGAAUUUGAAGACAUUUAUAAUGAUCAAGAUAAUCUUGUUGAUGAUUUCGUCAAUACAAUCGAUUCUCAAAUAAAAGACAUGCUUCGAGAAGAACCAUGGUUAAUCGAUAUUAAUUCAGAUGCGGAACAUGUAUUAGAUGAAUUAUCUUCACUUAGUGAACAAUUAGCAGAACGUCAAAUAGAAUCAAACAUGUAUAAGUCUUAUCAACGUUAUUUCCGCGUUGAGAUGACAAAGGUUGAUAUUUUGACCGAGGCAAGUGAAGCUGUGAGACUCAGAAUAUUGCUUAGGAAGAGUUUAGCCGAAUGGGAAGAAAAAAUGUCUGCUUGGGAAACAGACAAUUUUCAUAGUUUAGAUGUGGAACAAAUGAAUACGUUCUUAGCACUAAAUUUAAAAUAUGUUGUGCAAUUUUCAAAAAAUAUUCCUGAAUGCGAACUCAUAAAUCUUAUUGAUGAAAAAGUACAUUCUUUUAAGUCAAAAAUGUCGAUCAUAACAAUGUUGAGAAAUCCGAAUCUUAAAAACCAUCAUUGGAUAAAAGUUGAGCAGAUACUUGGGACGAAAUUCCCAAUCAACCAGACGCUUACUCUUAAAAUUCUUGAAGAAUUGGACGUGUUCAGUCACGGUCCUGAGAUAAUGGAAGUUUCUGGGCAGGCAAGUUCUGAAGCAACUUUAGAAGGAAUAUUAAAGAAAAUUGAAGAUUCUUGGAAAAUAGUAGAUUUAAUUAUACUUCCGUAUAAAAAUGCACAUGAUAUUUUUAUACUUGGGUCGUUGGAAGAAGUUCAGUUAACACUAGAAGAAGCGAAUAUAAAUUUAAAUACUCUCAUUUCAUCCAAACAUGUAGUAAUGAUAAGAUCAAGAGUUGAAGAAUGGAUAAAAUCUAUGAACAUUAUGAAUGACGUUCUAACGGAAUGGAUAAUGUGCCAGAAUAAUUGGAUUUACUUGGAAUCGAUAUUUUCUGCUCCUGACAUUCAAAGACAGCUUCCGAACGAAGCUGCAUUAUUUAGUCAAGUCAAUAGUUCUUGGAAGGCAAUAAUGUUAAAAGCUGAAAAAAAUCCUUUGGCUAUAAGCACAUGCACCGAUAUUGAUCUCCUAAAAGCUCUCAUAAAAAAUAACCAACAAUUAGAACAAAUCAUGUUAUAUUUAGAGGCAUAUUUAGAAUCAAAGAGAGUUAUAUUUCCAAGGUUUUAUUUCCUGUCAAAUGAUGAGCUCAUAGAAAUAAUUGCUCAAGCACGGAAUACUAGAGCUGUUCAGCCACACAUGAACAAAUGUUUCGACGCCAUUUGGAGAAUACAAUUUAAAAACGACGAUAAGGAAGGAAACCCAUUAACCCCAGAUAAAGAAGAUAGUUCACCUACCAAUAUUAUUUCUAUGAUAUCACCUGAAAGAGAAAUCGUGAAAUUCUCAUUACAAGUCAAAGCAACUGGAAACGUUGAAUUUUGGCUUACAAGAGUAGAAAAAGAGAUGGUAAAUACAUUGCGGACGUUCAUGUUCAUAGCCAUGGAAGAUUAUGACAAAAUUCCUAGAGAAAAAUGGGUUUUGUCACACGCUGCUCAGCUAAUAAUUGCAGUAUCACAGAUGAUGUGGUGUCGUGACGUUCAUAAGACCCUAAAGCUUGACUCUAAUAUACAAGAAAAAUUGGUUGAAUUUGAACAAAAAUGUUUUAAAUUAAGUAUCUCCGACUUGAAUAAUUUAGCGGCUAUGGUUCGAGGACGUUUAACUACACUUCAACGUUCUGUAAUCUGCGCAUUGAUUACGAUAGAUGUUCACGCGAGGGAUAUAAUAUCAACUAUGGUAGUCCGUAAAAUCAACAGUGAUUUAAAUUUUGAAUGGCUAAAACAGCUUCGCUAUUAUUGGGAUACUGUGGAUGGUUGUGUUGCGUACAUGGCCAAUGCUCGUUGGUUAUAUGCAUUUGAAUACCUGGGUGCAUCUCCUAGAUUAGUGAUUACGCCUUUAACUGACAAAUGUUACUUGUGCUUGAUGGGUGCACUCCAGUUAAAUUUAGGUGGUGCACCCGCUGGACCUGCGGGUACUGGAAAGACCGAAACAACCAAGGACCUUGCAAAAGCAUUAGCUACACAAUGUGUUGUAUUUAACUGUUCUGAUGGCUUAGAUUAUAAGAUGAUGGGUAAAUUCUUCUCCGGAUUAGCUCAAUCAGGAGCGUGGUGUUGUUUUGACGAAUUCAACCGCAUAGAAAUUGAAGUCUUAUCGGUUAUCGCGCAACAACUAAUCACCAUUAUGAAUGCAAAAUUGAUAAAUGCUACCAAGUUUAUGUUUGAAGGUCGUGAGAUUAAACUUGUGAAAACUUGUGCAGCAUUCAUAACAAUGAAUCCAGGAUAUGCCGGAAGAAGUGAAUUACCAGAUAAUUUACAAGCUUUAUUUAGACCAAUGGCAAUGAUGGUACCAGACUAUGGACUAAUUGCUGAGGUUAUAUUGUAUUCUGAGGGUUUUGAGUCAUCGAAAAUGCUGUCUCAAAAAAUGGUAAAAAUGUAUAAAUUGUGUAGUGAACAGCUUUCUAUUCAGGAUCAUUAUGACUUUGGAAUGAGGGCUGUAAAAAGCGUUCUGGUUAUGGCAGGUUCAUUAAAACGACAAAAUCCUUUCAUCAACGAAGAUUUAGUAUUAAUUAGAGCUCUGAGAGAUAGUAAUUUGCCGAAAUUCCUAAAAGAUGACGCGAUACUAUUCCAGGGUAUAUUAAACGAUCUCUUUCCUGGAAUUGUCUUACCAGAACAAGAUUAUGGAAUGUUCCUAUCCACGACCAAAAGUAUGAUGGAAAAUUAUGGCUAUCAAAUUGAAGAGUGUAUUUAUGUAAAAGUUAUACAGCUAUUAGAGACAAUAAUUGUACGACAUGGUAUCAUGACUGUUGGUCCUACUGGUGGUGGAAAGACCACCGUAUUAAAAAUACUCAGUAAAACAUUAACAGAACUUUACAAUAAUAAAGUUGAAGACCAAUAUUAUAGACCCGUAAAAAUAUACCAACUAAAUCCAAAAGCCAUAACUAUGAGCGAACUUUACGGUGAAGUAAAUCUUCUUACAAUGGAAUGGAGGGAUGGAUUACUCGGAAAGUUUGUAAGAGAAACAGUUCAGACAACAAAAGAAAUAUUUCAAUGGGUGGUGUGUGACGGCCCUGUGGAUGCAAUAUGGAUCGAGAACCUUAAUACUGUACUUGACGAUAACAAGAUCUUAUGUCUAGCCAAUUCGGAGCGCAUCAAAUUGAGCUCUUGGGUUAGAAUGAUUUUUGAAGUUGGUGACUUGUCACAAGCGUCACCCGCCACAGUUAGUAGAUGUGGAAUGGUUUACGUAGACGCAGCUGAACUAGGAUGGUUACCAUACGUACGAUCGUGGAUAAAUAGAUUAGCAAAUGAAGCAAUUCAAAAUAGCACAGAAAUAAAAAAAUAUCUGUUGACACUAUUCGAAACCUAUGUCUACGAAGGUUUUUCAUUUAUUAAGAAGCAUUGUUUGGCUCCAAUUAAACAGGUUGAAAUUAGUAAAGUGACUAUGAUGUGUACUGUUAUUGAAUCUCUAUUCACCGACCCUGAUAGUUUUGAUGCAGAAACAGAACAUUCAAAAAUCCUAAAUUAUAUUUGCCAAUCAUUUAUAUUUUCAUAUUUGUGGUCAUUGGGAUCAAAUUUAGACGAUUCUUCUCAAAAUAAAUUCGAAAAUUUAGUUUUCAAUCAGUUUGAAAAUCAUUCCGAAUUUCCAAUUUCACCUGGAGUUAAAUUAUUUGAUGUAUAUUUAAACACGAUAACUAAAUCAUUUGAAAAAUGGGAUUCAAUAGUUCCAAAAUUUAUUUAUAAUGCAGAUACACCUUAUUUUGAGUUACUAGUACCUACAGUAGAUAGCAUUCGAUAUGCAUAUGUAAUGCAAAGGCUUGUGCAAAUGAACCAACCAGUAAUGCUAACUGGGACAACAGGGGUGGGAAAAACUUCAGUUGCAAAUUUAGUCAUGCAAAACUUGGCAACCACAAAUGAUUGGAUAACCGGAAUAAUAAAUUUUUCUGCCCAAACUAGUAGUAAUAGGACUCAAGAAAUAUUAGAAUCAAAAUUAGUAAAGAAAAAGCGAAAUCGUUUUGGUGCACCAGGAACUAAACGUUUAGCGAUUUUUAUUGACGAUGUCAAUAUGCCAAAGCCUGAAGUCUAUGGAGCUCAACCACCAAUUGAAUUACUAAGACAACUUUUGGAUUGUGGGGGCAUGUACGAUCGAGAGAAGUUGGAUUGGAAAUAUAUAGAAAAUGUAAUAUUAUGUACUAUUUGUGCACCUCCGGGUGGAGGUAGAAAUCCAUUAACUCCGAGAUUCACAAGACAUUUUUCCAUGAUGUUCAUACCAACUACUAGCGAAAGUGCUAUGAGAACUAUAUUUUCCUCCAUUUUGGACGGUUUUUUCGAAGAAUUCCCACCAAUUAUAUCUAAUUCGUGUCCAGAAAUUGUAGAAGCUAGUAUCGAUGUAUACUUACGUAUUUCAGAAGAUUUAUUACCUACUCCAGCAAAGUCACAUUAUGUAUUUAAUCUCAGAGAUUUGUCAAAGACCAUACAAGGAGUAUUGCAAGCAGAUUUCAUCACAAUACCCGAUCGAAAACAUUUAUUCAGACUAUGGUAUCACGAAACACUGCGGGUGUACCAUGAUCGUUUAGUUUGUCAAGAAGAUAGAUCAUAUUUUCAUAAUCUUCUUCAAACUGCGUGCCAACGUUAUUUCGAAACAAAAGUGUUAGAAUUUUCUAAAUCAGACACAAAUCUAACACGGCCUCCUAUGUUAUUAUUCGGCGAUUUCAUGAAUCCAAGUUCCAAUGAGAAUCGAAUUUACGAAGAAAUAACCGAUAUUGAUAAAUUAAAAAAAGUGUUGACUGAAAAUUUAAUGGAUUUUAAUAUGGUAUAUAAUAAAGACAUAAACAUCAUAUUUUUUAUGGAUGCAAUCGAGCACAUAACUCGUAUAGCAAGAAUAUUGAGAUCUGAAAGAGGAAAUGCUUUACUUGUUGGAGUCAGUGGUAUGGGCAAACAAUCACUGACUAGACUGGCAUCACAUAUUAAUGAUUACAAAUGUUUUCAAAUAGAGUUAACAAAAUCGUAUGAUUAUGCUACUUUUCACGAAGAUUUAGUUAAUCUUUAUUAUAAAACUGGUGCAAAAUUUGAAGACACAACGUUUUUAUUCACAGACAAUCAAAUUGUACAAGAAGUAUUUUUGGAAGAUAUAAACAAUAUUUUAAACUCUGGGGAAGUACCAAAUCUAUUUAAACAUGAUGACCUGGAGAAAGUCAUUAUUGCUUGUCGACCAGCAGCUGUAGAAUUAGGAAUCAGUAGUGAGAACCGGGAUGCAAUAUUCAGAUACUUUAUUCAGAGAGUACGCUCUAAACUUCAUCUCGUAAUAUCUAUGAGCCCGAUUGGUGAUGCGUUUAGGCGAAGAUGCCGUUUGUUUCCUUCAUUAGUUAACAACUCAACGAUAGAUUGGUUUGAUGACUGGCCGAAAGAAGCUCUUUUAUCCGUAGCAUAUAAUAGCUUGGGAAUGUUUUCACAAACAGGAAAUUUAGACUUGAUUAACAAUCUAACAAGCAUUUGUAAUAGUAUGCACGAAUCAGUUAGCGAAGCGACAAAAAAAUUUUACGACCAAAUGAGAAGACACUACUAUGUAACACCGAAGAGUUACUUAGAGUUUUUGAAACUAUACUUAAAAAUGCAUGCAUUUCAAACCAAUAAGAUCAAAAGUGAAUCCGAUCGUAUUUCAAAAGGUUUGGGGAAAUUAUAUGAAACUUUCAAUAUGGUAGGAGAGAUGAAAAAUAGAUUAAAAGCAAUGGAACCAGUACUAUUGGAGAAAAACGAAGCUUCAUUGAAACUAAUGGAAAAUUUAACGGUUGAAAAAGCAGGGGUAGAUACUGUGCGAGAAGUAGUACUUGUGGAAGAAUCGGCAGCAAAAAUAAAAGCUGAUGCUGCACAGGCAAUUGCUGAAGAUGCACAGAAAGAUUUAGACUUAGCAAUGCCGGCAAUGAUAGCAGCGAAAACAGCUUUAGAGGCCCUAAACAAAAAAGAUAUAAAUGAACUAAGAGUGUUUAAUAAGCCUCCAAAACUUGUUCAUACUGUUAUGGAAGCUGUAUGUCUAUUGUUGGGAAAAAAAACUGAUUGGACUUCAGCUAAACUAGUCUUAGGGGAUAGUAAUUUCCUAAAGACUCUACAAGAAUAUGAUACGGAUAACAUAUCAGACAAAAUGAUUAGUCAACUUAAGCCUUACAUAGACAAUCCAGAAUUCGUUCCAAAAAAAGUAGCAUAUCAAUCCGGAGUAGCCAAAUCAAUGUGUAUGUGGGUUCGAGCUGUUUAUAGUUAUUCUCUUAUAUUUCGAAUAGUUGAACCAAAAAGAAAGAAACAACAAGAAGCUGAAGAUGAACUUAAUAUUGUAUUAACAGAACUAAGAGCGAAGCAAAAAAUGUUAGCUGACGUCGAAGCACGCCUAAAGAAACUAGAAGAUACUUAUGACCAGAGUGUUGCGGAGAAAAACAAACUUGAAUUAAACAUAAGUAUAACACAAUCGCGAUUAAACAGAUCCGAUUUACUUGUUGAAGCUUUAAGUGACGAACAGUUAAGAUGGGAAAAUAAUAUAAAAAUGCUUUCUGAGCGUUUAUUGACAGUGACCGGUGACACUAUAAUAGCAGCCGGGAGUGUUAACUAUUUGGGUCCUUUCACAGACGAGUAUCGUAAAGAUAUAACUUAUUUUUGGCUUCAACUGUUGGCACAAUAUGAAAUAAAACAUUCAGCAAAUUACACAUUGAGCUCUGUACUAAUCGAUUCAUUUGAGUUACGCUCGUGGAAUAUGUGUGGCCUCCCAAGGGAUUCGGUGUCAACGGACAGUGCGAUAAUCGUCACCAGAGCAAGCCGAUGGCCACUGAUGAUAGAUCCCCAAGAACAGGCUAACAAAUGGAUCAAGGCCUUGGAAUUGGACAAUUCGCUGAAAACAUGUAAGGGUACGGAUUCAGACGUCAUGAACGUAAUCGUUGAUGCGGUAAGACUGGGGUACUCGGUUUUGAUCGAAGGUCUCGAAGAACACAUUGAUCCCACAUUAAGACCCGUAUUGGAGAAUAUAACAUUUUCACGCGGUGGACGGAUGUUAAUGCGCAUUGGUAAUACUGACAUUGAAUAUGACGAUCAGUUCAGAUUCUACAUGACAACCAAAAUGUCUAAUCCACAUUAUUUACCAGACGUAUGUAUACAAGUUACACUGGUAAAUUUCACUGUAACACCUUCGGGCUUAGAAGAUCAAUUAUUAGUAGACGUUGUGCGAUUAGAAAUGCCCGAUUUAGAAGCAAAGCGGACUGAAACAAUUGUGAGUAUAAACGAUGACAAUAAUUUAUUAAAAGAAAUGGAAGAUAAAACGUUGAGAAUGCUCAAUAUGUCAAAAGGAAAUAUACUGGACGAUGAAGAACUCAUUGAAACACUUAAUAAUAGCAAAGAGACGUCUAUUAUCAUCGCUGGACGUUUAAUAGACGCAGAAGAAACGGAACAAUACAUCGGUGUCGCACGUGAGCGUUAUCGAGUGGUUGCUAAUCGAGGAUCAUGCCUUUAUUUUGUAGUAGCUCAGCUUUCCGAAAUUGACACCAUGUAUCAAUUUUCAUUAAAUUAUUUCAGUUCCAUAUUUUGCAAUGUGAUAAAAAACACUGACAAAAAAAUGAGAAUAGAUAUUAAAAUGCCCACCAUGAUCGAAGAUAUUACCCGGGCGGUUUAUACUAAUGUUUCUAGAGGCCUGUUUGAACGCCAUAAAUCAAUAUUUAGUUUCUUGGUCAGCGUCAGCAUAAAUUUGCAAUCGGGAAAAAUCACAAAUGAUCAAUGGAACUUUUUGUUGCGUGGGCCCAUAGGAAAAGUAAAAAGGAAAAUGUCGAUUAAGCCAGCGGUGUUUGGGUUGACAGAAGACAUUUGGAAAACUGUAAACUAUAUGUCUGAAACAUUUUCCACAUUUAAACAUCUUCCUGAAAACUGCACUGGACCAAUACAAAUCUCACUAGGCGAAUUUACUCAAGAUAUUCAUUUAGAUCACGAAAACAAUAAUGCAGUAAACUGGAAUACAAAAUUAAAUUCAUUUGAAAAGCUUAUGAUUAUUAAAGCAUUCAAAGAAGAAAAAUUGAUAUUCGCAAUUACUAAUUACAUUCGCACUGAACUUGGGAAAACAUUCAUUGAAAGUCCAGGAGUUUCGCUUCCCAUAUUAUACAAUGACACGUCUCCAACAAUACCAUUGAUUUUCAUUCUUAGUCCUGGUUCAGAUCCAUUCGUAUCGUUCCAAAAGUUUGCAACGGAAUUCGGAAUGAUAGAUAAAUUACGUGCAAUUUCUUUGGGUCAGGGUCAAGGACCUAUUGCAGAAAAACUUAUAAAAAAUGGCCAAAAAGAAGGCAACUGGGUAUUUUUGCAAAACUGUCAUUUAGCUUCAUCGUGGAUGCUUCAUAUGGAAAAUUUAGUGCAAAAUCUAAUCGAAAAUCCAACAAAUAUUAAACCUGAGUUUAGGCUGUUUUUUAGUUCGAUGCCAUCAAAAAGUUUUCCUACGUUCGUCCUACAAAAUUCAUUAAAAGUUACAAACGAACCACCUAAAGGCUUAAGGGCAAAUAUGAAGAGAUCGUUUACAGACAUAAACAGCGAUUUCUUUGAAAACAAUGCAUUCAACUCUAACUGGAGAAAAAUGGUAUUUGGGCUGUGUUUUUUCCACGCUAUCAUAUUAGAAAGAAAGAAAUUUGGGUCUCUUGGAUGGAACAUAGCAUACUCGUUUACUGACAGUGACCGUGAAUGCGCUUUACUAUUGUUGCAUAUGUAUUGCUUAACUGCAAAAGAAAUACCUUGGGACGCUUUACAGUAUGUUACUGGUGAGAUAAAUUACGGAGGCAGAGUUACCGACUCAUGGGAUCAAAUAACAUUGAAAACGGUGCUUUUGAAUUUCUUCGGUCCUCACACCCUCGAACCGGACUAUAAAUACUCCAAGUCUGGUACUUACUAUUGUCCAGAAAGGGCGAAAUGCACCACAGUUGAUGAAUAUCAGCUAUUUAUUGAUAAACUACCUAUAAUUGAAGAACCGGAAAUAUUCGGAAUGCACGAAAAUGCGAACAUCGCGUAUCAAACAAAAGAAACACAGGAGACAUUAUUAACAAUCAUUGAAGCAUAUCCUAAAUCACUAACAAGCACUGCUGGUAAAUCAGACGAUGAAAUCGUUAUGGAAAUGGCCAUUGAUAUUUCCGAAAGACUCGUGGAGGUCAUAGACUUCAGUGAAGCUCAUUUCACAAUAAUGAAUGCAGACGAUAAAGGAAGAUUGCCUUCAUUAUCUACAGUACUAUCACAGGAGAUCGAACGAUUUAAUCAACUGCUUGACAUCAUUCAUAAUUCGUUAAAUGACUUACGUAAGGCGAUUAAGGGGCUCGUGGUCAUGUCUGCAGAUUUGGAAGGAGUAUAUGUAUCAUUCAUGAACAACAUGGUACCGAAAAUGUGGCUGAACAAAGCAUACCCCUCGUUGAAAGCUUUGGGUAGUUGGGUUAAGGACUUGGCACUUAGACUAGAUUUUAUCACCUUUUGGAUGAAGUUUGGUAGUCCUCCUUCGUACUGGAUAUCAGGUUUGUAUUUUCCCCAAGGUUUCAUGACUGGGUGUCUACAGAGGCAUGCUAGAAAAUAUGCCAUACCCAUUGACAGUUUGAAAGUUGAUUUUGAGCUUACCCAAACCAUUCUGGUGCAAGAAGAAAUUGCCGCUGUGCACGCGGCCACCGCGAAAGAAGACAACAACGCUUACAAAGGCCUAACGAAACUGGAGGACGGCGUUUAUGUGCACGGCCUGUAUCUUGAUGCCGGACGCAUCGACUCCACCACCGGCCUUCUGGUCGAUCCCACGCCCGGUGACCUAUAUCCUUCACUGCCCGCUAUACGACUAGUCCCGACUGUCAAUUUGGACGAACAGAGUUUGAGGUACAAUUGCCCUCUGUAUAAAACUUCAGCCAGAGCUGGAGUUCUUUCGACCACCGGACAUAGUACUAAUUUUGUAAUUGCCGUAUUGUUGCCGACCGAAUUUCCUCAGAGCUAUUGGACUCUCAAAGGCACCGCUCUUCUCACACAAUUAACAAAUUGAUUGGUGUCAUAGUAUAAUAUUAUAGUGUAUUCAUAUUGCGUUCGUUUACUUUAAACGCGUAAAAAAUUAUAUAUAUAUUAUCAUUUUGUUUUUGCUUUAUUAUCUUAUUAUAAAUUAUUUAUAUUGUAUUAUAAUAAUCGA
Molecule: messenger RNA, 12159 nt
Organism: Myzus persicae (green peach aphid)
Lineage: Eukaryota; Metazoa; Arthropoda; Insecta; Hemiptera; Aphididae
Gene: Dhc16F
Product: dynein heavy chain 6, axonemal
Exons: 40
Coding region: 1-12018 (4005 amino acids)
Biological process (GO): microtubule-based movement
Cellular component (GO): dynein complex
Molecular function (GO): ATP binding; dynein light intermediate chain binding; ATP hydrolysis activity
Source: RefSeq, a predicted model, not a curated record